Molecule: messenger RNA, 1855 nt
Organism: Arabidopsis lyrata subsp. lyrata
Lineage: Eukaryota; Viridiplantae; Streptophyta; Magnoliopsida; Brassicales; Brassicaceae
Product: graves disease carrier protein
Exons: 7
Coding region: 667-1662 (331 amino acids)
Biological process (GO): transmembrane transport
Source: RefSeq, a predicted model, not a curated record
UUUCUUCAAGCCUGUGAAAAUGCGCGACCAAUGAGUAAACAGAGCAGAUGACCGAAUUUUGAAUCGAAAUCCUUCUCGUCUUCUUUAUUCCUUCUCUCGGAAUUUCACGGCGAGCCUCUUUUCGCUCUUCAUCACCCGAAUAAAUUUCCUGAAUCUUCUCCGAUAACUUCGUGUCAUAUCUCUCGCCACAGAAAUUUUGGUUCCUGUUCGUGAAUUAGCAGUAGGGUUUCAUUUGUCUCUUCUCGACGAGUUUUCCCAUUGAUUGGUUCGUUUGGAUCUGGAGAGAUAUCGAUUUUGAUUGAUCUCAAAAGGGUAUUUGUUUGUUUGCUCAAUCGAUCGUGUUUUCGGCUGUGGAAUAGAAUCUGGAUCUGUCAGAUUAAAGACUAGUUUUUUGCGAUUGAGCUAACGGAAAUGAUUUGAUCUUCGAGUGUGGUUGAUCAUCGAAGAGUGUUUCAUUGAGGCUGUUAAUGAAUAUUGCUGUAAAAGAGGAGGAGAAUCUGCUUUUAAGCUUCUCGUCAUACUCUUUUCUGGGAUUUCUCAGGUUCUCAAGUUUGGAUCUCAAUAAGAAAUCUGCGUCCACCACCGUAAACCCUAGAUUUAGAUGGGAUAAGGUGUUCUUUCAGAUAAAAGGAGAGAACUUUCCGAAUUUGACUUAGUUGAAUUGAGAUGGGUUCGUCACAAGGCUCUACACUCUCGGCUGAUGUGAUGAGCCUUGUGGAUACAUUGCCUGUGCUUGCAAAAACCCUUAUCGCUGGAGGAGCUGCUGGUGCAAUUGCUAAGACUGCUGUUGCACCCUUGGAAAGGAUCAAAAUUCUGUUGCAGACUAGAACAAACGACUUUAGGACCCUUGGUGUGUCCCAGUCACUAAAGAAGGUUUUACAAUUUGAUGGUCCUCUUGGAUUCUAUAAAGGAAAUGGUGCGAGUGUUAUUCGGAUUAUUCCAUAUGCUGCCCUUCAUUACAUGACGUAUGAAGUUUAUCGUGACUGGAUUUUGGAAAAAAAUCUUCCCUUAGGUUCUGGUCCAAUUGUUGAUCUUGUGGCUGGUUCAGCUGCAGGCGGAACAGCAGUUUUGUGCACAUAUCCCCUUGAUUUAGCACGUACUAAGCUAGCUUACCAGGUUUCUGACACAAGACAGAGUCUCCGAGGUGGUGCGAAUGGAUUUUACCGUCAACCUACUUAUUCAGGCAUAAAAGAGGUCCUUACAAUGGCAUAUAAAGAAGGGGGACCACGCGGGCUAUACCGUGGCAUAGGGCCAACGCUGAUCGGCAUCCUUCCCUACGCGGGCCUUAAGUUCUACAUAUAUGAGGAAUUGAAAAGACAUGUUCCUGAAGAGCAUCAAAACUCUGUUCGAAUGCAUCUACCUUGUGGAGCUUUAGCUGGUUUAUUUGGCCAGACCAUCACUUACCCAUUGGAUGUUGUUAGGAGACAAAUGCAGGUAGAGAAUCUGCAGCCUAUGACGAGUGAAGGCAACAACAAGCGCUACAAGAACACAUUUGAUGGGCUUAACACGAUUGUUCGAACUCAGGGUUGGAGACAGUUGUUUGCUGGUUUAAGCAUCAACUACAUCAAGAUUGUUCCAUCGGUUGCGAUUGGAUUCACAGUCUAUGAGUCGAUGAAGUCAUGGAUGCGAAUUCCACCGCGAGAGAUAUCAAAGCCAGCAUGAGGAUCUUUGUUCAUUCACUCUCUUAAAGAGCUCACAGAAGAAAACAAGAUUGUUAGACAGAUUUUUUUCAUACUUCUUUUAAACUUUCCAGGCCAAUUUGCCUCUAAAAAUCCUUGAUAGUGAUAAAAAUCUUUUGAGAAAUUAAUUUAUAAAUCUGUGAUCAAACCCAAAAUAAAGAAAAAGUUGAUUCAUC